AUGGCCCCCAGAACCCCAAGAUCCCCAUGGCAGGAGUCACUGACAUUCAAGGAUGUGACUGUGGACUUCACCCAGGAGGAGUGGGGCCUCUUGGACCAUUCUCAGAAAGGGCUCUACAAGGAGGUGAUGCUAGAAAACUCCCAGAACCUGCUCUCCCUGGGAAUUCCAGUUCUCAGAGAAGAUUUUAUGUCUCAUUUUGAAAAAAGGGAAGUAUCAUGGAUCCUGGAUCAAAUAGGCCCAAGGAACUUCUGUCCAGAUGCAGAAACCAGUUUUGAAGUGGAGAAUACUGCAAAGCUAAGCAUUUCACUGGAAGAAUCUUGCCAGCAAAGAUUCACAAGUGAUGAUCCCCGUGACUUCAAUUUGAAAGAAAUCUGUGACUCAGAUAUCAAGAUAGAGAAAAAUCAACAUAAUCCCUUUGAAUUUGAUAAAGAUGAAAAGGGUUCCAGACAAUAUUCAGUCCUAAUUCAGUGUAAUAAAAUUACCUCAGAAAAUGAGUGUUUUAAGUAUGCUGACAAUAGAGAAUGCUUUACUGAAAAGUCUGGACUUACUCAGUCUGAUGAGAAGCAUCCUAAAAUACAAAUGUUUCAAAAUAAUCAACAGGAAAUGGCCAUUAGCUUAAGUUCAAACCUCAUUAGACAUCAGAAAGGUUAUAGUAGAGAGAUGCUUUAUGUAGGAAAUAAAGGUGGGAAGGCCUUCAGCCAGAACUCAAAGCUCAUUGACCAUCAUAAAAUUUACACGGCAGGGAAACUUUAUGAAUGUAAUCAAUGUGGAAAGACUUUCACAAAUAGAUCCAGUCUUGCUGUACAUCAGAGAAUCCACACUGGAGAGAAACCUUAUGAUUGCGAUCAAUGUGGGAAAACUUUCAGAACAAGAUCAAGUCUUAGUGAACAUCAAAGAAUUCACACUGGAGAGAAACCUUAUAAAUGUAAUCAAUGUGGAAAGACUUUCAGACAGAGCUCCAGUCUUUAUCUUCAUCAGAGAAUCCACACUGGAGAAAAAACUUAUGAAUGUAAUCAAUGUGAAAAGACUUUCACAAAAAGUUCCACUCUUGCUGCCCAUCAGAGAAUCCACACUGGAGAGAAACUUUAUGAAUGUAAUCAAUGUGGAAAGGCUUUCACAGAGAAGGCCUAUCUUGUUCGACAUCAGGGAAUCCACACUGGAGAGAAACCUUAUAAAUGUCAUCAAUGUGGAAAGACUUUCAGAUACAGCUCCAGUCUUCCUCUUCAUCAGAGAAUCCACACUGGAGAGAAACCUGAUGAAUGUAAUCAGUCCAUUGGAGGCCUGGCAGGCUCCCGGGGCCUCGGGGGUGGGGUGGAGCCGCAGAGCACCGGAGGCAGAGAUCCUCCGGGCUCCGGAAGCAAGCUUCCAGUGCACAUGAAAGACAUCGGGGGUCCAAGCCAGUCCCCGCGCCACCCUGCCUCCGCCGGCGGCCUCCUUCCUCUCGGAGCUCUAGGGGUCCCACAGCCUGACUUCCAGGCUUCGCUCGGACCCGGAGUCCCGGAGCUUGUUUCCUCCGUGGGGGAUGGGAAGUCCCUUCCUGCCUCGGGGGUGUCUGCCAGCCCCCCGCCUGGGCGUGAGGGCAGAGACGUCUACCCCGGAUCCUUCUCCCUCCCCUGA
Molecule: messenger RNA, 1617 nt
Organism: Phascolarctos cinereus (koala)
Lineage: Eukaryota; Metazoa; Chordata; Mammalia; Diprotodontia; Phascolarctidae
Source: RefSeq, a predicted model, not a curated record